GUGAUGAAGAUGCGCUGAGCGGCGGACGCGGCUGGCGGGACGCGGCCAGCAGAGACUGGAUUACAAACGGGAUUAGAAACGGGACUAUAAAGUUAUUCCGAAGCAAACAGAGGAUUUGGUGAUGUGAGGCUGUUCGGGCCGCUGGGUUCGCGCAUGCUUUGGGAGGAGGGGAGUGUGUGUGUGAGUGUGUGUGUGAGUGUGUGUGUGAGUGUGUGUGUGUGUUGGAGGGGAAAUGGGUGAGAGAGAGAGAGAGCUCAGGAUCCGGGCCUAGGACGUGCUGCCGCGGGGACUCGCCUCAUCGCCUCUCUAACAUCCUGAAAUUGGCCGUUUGUCCGCCAGAAUGAGGCGGCGGCGCGGCGCGGCGGCGCGGCGCGACACCGAAAUGGGUCGGAUCAUGUCAGAAUGAGCGGGCCUUCCAAAGGCCCUGACAGGAAGUCCAGCUGCCCUUUGACCCCGGCCCGCGCCAUGUCGGCGGCUGCCGCCUCCUCCCUCAAACGCACGUCUGUCUACGGCUACAUCCAGUCGGACCACUCUUCCUCCUCCUCCUCUUCCUCAUACAGCCCCCUGCGGAGGCUGCAGCACCUCACCAAGAUGGUGAGCCGGCCCGACCUGGUGCUGCCGAGCCGGGGGCCCGAGCGGCGCUGGGACUGGGGGUCCGACCAGAGGGGCAGGAUGGAGGACUACUGGGCGGAGUACAGAGAGUGUUCUGUCUCCCAGGAAGACGUCUCGUCUUCUUCUGGCCAAAAGCAAACGGAGCUGCAAAGUGAAAGUAAAGACUUUCCUGCUGUUUGUUGCCACCAAUCUGCUGUUUCUGAGAAAAUGGGAGGCAACUGUCCGUCCAGCCCGCCGAGCCCGGCCUUCUCUCUGGACAGCAGCCCCUUCGCCAACGGCCUGCUGCACUUCGACUCGGCUCUGUUUGAGGCCGACGGCGUCGACGAGGAGCCACAGACCAACGCGCCCGGCCCGGGUUUCCUGGACAAACGCGACCAGCCGCAGACCGCGCCGCAGACCGCGCCGCAGACCGCGCCGCAGCUCGCCCCCACAGACACUCGUCUGGACACAGAGACGGCGGCGGCGGCGCCCAAGGUGGUGACGCGCUCCCAGUCCUCGGGUCAGCGCCGGCGGUACUGGGACGGCUCAGAGGACGAGUGGGACAGCGACUCGGAGCUCUUCCUGUUCGAUGACUGUCCUGCAUGGCGGACGGCGCAGCCGAGCGGCUCCAGGAAAAAGCCGCCGCCUCCGCUGAAGUUCGCCGAGGGGCAAAUCGUUUGGGCCAAGUUCGGCCGCCGGCCCUGGUGGCCGUGUGAGGUGCUGGCCGACCCGGCGCUGGGCGUCUACCACAGGAUGAAAGAGCCCUGCGACCGGCUCUGUCGGCUGUAUCACGUCCGGACCUUUGGGGAGCCGAAGGAGUUCGUUUGGGUGGAGGAAAAAUCAACUCAGUCGUUCCACGGAGGCUUUGAGUUCGACCAACUUGUCCUUUUGAGACGAAGAAGCAAGCAAAGAGAGCAGAACAACAGAAACACUAUCCCUAAGCGUUUCCAGGAUUCGUGGAGAUGCAGUGUGGCCGAGGCCGAAUCCGUUCUCUCUGGGCGACCCGACGUUUCUCCGCCUCUGGCUCCAUCCACAGAUCAAACCUUUGCCUGCAGUUCCCCGGCAGAAGGACAGAAGAAGCCCCAUCCGGCCGUUCCCUCGCCCUCUCUGCCGGUUCCCACUGUUUCUGAACUGUUGCACUUAACGAAUGGAUCCACCUCGUCUGCAGCUACAACACAGACAAAACCGAGCACUUUAAAAAAAACUUGUAGCAAGAAGAAGGAAAGCAAAUCCCUCCAGGACCUUGGGAAUGAAAACACACUGUGUUGCAGUCUUGAUCCGUCUCACAGAGACAACAGCGAGUGCCCGUACUCUGAUCUCGACUCAGUCCCGAAGAUUUUGUGUCCUAAAGCACUUCAGCAUCAGCCGAAGCGACUUCCAUGCCAGCCGUCUGCGGCUGCAGUCAAAGAGCUCAAGAAGCAGCCAGACACCCAGACUGGACUGUGGUUCAGUAAAUCAGGCAGAGACCGGCGACCUAAAACUACCAGCCCAGUGUCGGACCGCUCCCUCUUUAGUAAGGGUCCCUGCAAGAAAAAGCACUUAUCCACUGUUAGGAAGAAGGCCCCGGUUCCCUCCACCUCAUUGGUUGGCGCUGGGUCCAAUGACCCAGUUAUACUGGCAGAUAAGUCAACAGAUGAUGGUCCGAUACAUGAACAGUCAGUACCUGAGAAAUGUAGGGCCAGUGAGGCCAACCCUGUUGAAGGAAGAGGCAGGUCUUUGGACAAACCAAAGGCCCAGCUGUCCACUGAAGACCAGCAGACUUCUGAGACCAAAAUAAACCCUUCGAGCAUUUCGUCUGACGACCUGGAUGUUGAAAAAGACUUUCAUUCCUGCAAGACAGUCGAUUUUAAUGACGACUCAGAUUCUCCAAAGAUGGUAACAUCUAUAAGUUCAACUGAACUUUCUGUCAUAAUUGCUACUAAACAACUUGAUAAAACUGAAAAACCUUCUGAAAAGGAGAAAGAAAGAAAGCAGACUCUGAGGCCCUGUUUAGAAGUCGAAAAAAGAGACCCAGACUCGAUAUUAGAAAAGCAAAAAAAUCUGGUCUCUAAAUGCAGACUCCCGUUUGUGAAGCUGAUACGAAAGGAGAUAGAACAAAACAAAUAUUUACGCUCAUGUCUGAUAAAUGUCACCACUAACAGAAGUGAAUGCAAUAAGAAAGAGAAAAUACCAGAUAGUAAUGUGAAUAAAGCAGCAGCUGAUAAAUCAGAAUUGACAGGCAGCAAAACGAGCGUCUCCACUGAACAAAUUACACCUUCAAAGUUCAUCCAGGUCUCAGUCAAGAAGCUACGAGCGAGAAGUGAGUCUGGCCUACUUCGGCUGUCAUCAGAGUCACCGCCUGAACACAACACAAAGACACCCGGAAACAACACCAAGACACUUGGUAACAACGCUGAGACACCUGGAAACAGCGUUCCCAUACCUGGAAACCACACCAAGACACCUGGAAACAAUGUUCCCAUACCUGGAAACAACACUAAGACACCUGGAAACAGCGCUCCCAUACCUGGAAACCACACCAAGACACCUGGAAACAACACCAAGACACCUGGAAACAAUGCUCUCACACCUGGAAACAAUGCUCUCACACCUGGAAACAACACUCUCACACCUGGAAACAAUGCUCUCACACCUGGAAACAACGCUCUCACACCUGGAAACAACGCUCUCACACCUGGAAACAACACUAAGACACCUGGAAACAACGUUCCCAUACCUGGAAACAACACUAAGACACCUGGAAACAACGCUCUCACACCUGGAAACAACGCUAAGACACCUGGAAACAACACUAAGACACCUGGAAACAACGCUCUCACACCUGGAAACAACGCUCUCACACCUGGAAACAACACUAAGACACCUGGAAACAACGCUCUCACACCUGGAAACAACACUCUCACACCUGGAAACAACGCUCUCACACCUGGAAACAACACUAAGACACCUGGAAACAAUGCUCUCACACCUGGAAACAACGCUCUCACACCUGGAAACAACACUAAGACACCUGGAAACAACACUAAGACACCUGGAAACAACACUAAGACACCUGGAAACAAUGCUCUCACACCUGGAAACAACGCUCUCACACCUGGAAACAACGCUCUCACACCUGGAAACAACACUAAGACACCUGGAAACAAUGCUCUCACACCUGGAAACAACGCUCUCACACCUGGAAACAACACUAAGACACCUGGAAACAACACUAAGACACCUGGAAACAAUACACCUGGAAACAACGCUCUCACACCUGGAAACAACACUAAGACACCUGGAAACAACGCUCUCACACCUGGAAACAACGCUCUCACACCUGGAAACAACGCUCUCACUUCAACAAAACUUUCUGAUGCCUUGGGCAGCCCAGAAGUGAAAUGUAUCCCAGCCUCUAACAUUAGUCUAGAAAGUAUCAUCACCGUAUCGUGCAAUGAAUCAAACAGAUUAGAAUGUAAAGAUUCUGUUUGCAAUCAAACAAAGACAUUGUCUGACCAGCCAGGUAGCUCAGAGGAAAACAGUUCAUCUACUAAAACUGCAGCUUCUUCAACAGGAAGUAAUCACCUCCCUGAAAGUUGGCCUGCUCCAAAAUCCAGAAAAGCUGUUCACAAACUGAAGCAGGCUACAGAAAUACAAAAAGUCCUGAAAGAACAGCCAGUCCAUCUUCCAGCCAGCAGUCGGCUGAUGACCAGGGCGCUGAAGGCCUUGCAGGUCGUCGACUGGAGGAAACGUAGAAAAGCCCAGCAGGCGAUUGAGCAAACUAAGCUGAGCAAACUUCUGGACACAGUUCAGAAUUCUGCUGAGCCCAAAUUUGAUAUUUGCACUAAUUUAAAACUUCUAAAAUCUACUGACAUUGACAACGGUGAUUGCUUUUCUAGAUGUAGCUCCCCUUCUGUACUAUUCUCUGAUUCAGAUGAUUUUGAAGCUGAUGUUAAAAGUGAAGAUGAAGACCUUUCAGUUUCUUCAACUCCGCCAAUGGACUUCAUACCCCUUACAUCUAUAGUUAAGGCAAAGCACGGAGAUCUGCCCCCAACAACACAACCUCCAUCACCUCAAUCACCGUUUUCCUUCAUGAAAGCCUUCAAGAAUGUUACGGAGGUUUCCUUUCAAUCCUUACCAAAUAGCAGCAAUGGAAAGCCAGUGUCUUUCAGGCCAGACUCAAAAUACCAGUUUAGCACUUUUCUUAUGAUGCUGAAGGACUUGCAUGACACUAGAGAGCGAGAAGGCACGCCCCUUGAGUUAGAGAUUGGGCCACCCAGUGCACAUGUGAAGGAGGAGCCGCUGAUGAUGCCACACAAGGCUCCUCUAGAAGGACACGGCCACACAUGUGUCCUUAGCAAAACCGAUCCAAUCGCAGAAAAAUGUGUGAUUGGACAGAACGGAUGUGGCAAAGGCCAGAAACUCAAGAGGCCCUUUAGCAGAAAGAGUGGCAGAAAGAGUUUGUUGAAAGGGAAAACCAAUCGCAGAGUGCCUGGACCUGGUUUUCCUGGAGUAACAUCAGCAACAGGAAUCACUUCCUGGCCAACAGCAAAUAUCACUUCAAAAAUAACGGAUAUACAAAUUGGCAGUAGCUGGAUCCAGGCUGGCUGCAGCAGAGACAUUGGUGGGCAAGAGGAGCAGCAGAGAUGGGAAAGGCUGAAAGGCAGCCAGCAGGUUGGUGUUCCUCUGGAAAGGAGGGAACGUCCAACACUCAUCCUGGAACAGCCAAGCGGCCUCGGAGACGACAUGAUGAACAAGACGGACUUGAUUCUAGAAGCUGAGGAACAAGACAAGACUUCAUCCGAACAUAAACGAAUACGAAAGCCCAGCAAGAGACUACUUGAAUGGACUGAAGAAUACAACCAGAUUUUCUCCCCAAGGAAGAAACCCAAAAGGUCUCUCCAGCUGUUUGGAAAGGCCAGUGAAUCUGUUGCUGCCCUGUGUGAGCUUUCGGACUUGGAGAAGAACAUGGCCGACAGCUCAUCAUCUUCCUUACUUCCUGUAAUCCUGACGCCGCCACCAGAGGAGUUGGCUCCACCCACACCUGCAGAAACCCAGAGUCCCAAAGCAGAAGCGCCAUCCAUCCAAGAGCUUCCGCUGCUUUCCAUCGACUCCUUAACUCCGCCCCCUGAAGCUCAGGCCUCCCUGUCAGACGGCCUAGUCAAAGGAAACAAAGUUUUUCCUGUGCUUGAAAAGAAGAGGAAGAGGAAACCAACGCAGAAGAUCCUGGAGUAUUGCCUGGAGGCCGAGGUUUCCGCCGCCCCGAAGAAGAAGAAUAAAACACUGAAGAUAAAUUCAAAUGCUGGACCUCAGUCAGAUUGUUCUCCGCCAUCUUUGAAAGUGAAACCACUCUCUGGGCCGUCGGCCUGCAUGCCCCUCGCCCCUGUGACCUCUGACCCCCCGGCGGCGUCCAGCCCACCUGAGCAGGUGGAUCUGCCCCCAGCAGAUGCGUUCCAGUCUGAUGACGGCAGCGUCCAGGAGGAGGCACUGGAGUCAGAGGAUGACAGGUUUCUGCCGGAGAACCGGUUCCGCCCCACAAAGGAUGACCUGCUGGGCAACGACGCAUCUCUACCUGUCAGGAGGAUCAUCGGCGACCGGGGAGGACCCGCCUCCAUGAAGGAGAACGUCUGCCAGGUGUGUGAGAAGACGGGGGAGCUGCUGCUGUGGGGUCAGUGCUGCGGAGCAUUUCACCUGGCCUGCAUCUCUCUGGCCGAGGCGCCGAAAGCGAAGUUCGUCUGCCCAGAAUGCAAAUCAGGCGUCCACACCUGCUUCGUGUGUAAGAAGCGCAGCGAAGAUGUCCGCCGCUGCAUGAUCCCUGUUUGCGGGAAAUUUUACCACGGAGAGUGCAUCGCUAACUACGCCGCGACCGCGCCGGUCAACCGAAGCUUCCGCUGCUCCAUCCACGUCUGCCUCACCUGCUUCAUCGCCAGUCCCGGCAGCUCGUCUGUCUCCAAAGGCCGUCUGGUGCGAUGCGUUCGCUGUCUCGCUUAUCACGCCACCGACCUGUGCAUGGCCGCCGGCAGCGUUGUGCUUUCCAACAACAGCAUCAUCUGCCCCAACCACUUUGCGCCGCGCCGCGGCGUCAAGAACCACGAACACGUCAAUGUCAGCUGGUGCUUUGUCUGCACCGAAGGAGGAAGCCUGCUGUGCUGCGAAUCGUGUCCCGCCGCGUUUCACAGAGAGUGUCUGAACAUGGAGAUGCCCAAAGGCAGCUGGUUCUGCAACGACUGCAAGGCGGGGAAGAAGCCGCGCUACCAGGACAUCCUGUGGGUCAAGGUCGGCCGCUACAGGUGGUGGCCAGCGGAGGUCAGCCAUCCCAAAACCAUCCCAGAAAACAUCCAGCGCAUGCGGCACGACGUGGGCGAGUUCCUUCACUUCUUCGGCUCCAACGAUUACCUGUGGACCUACCAGGCCCGCGUUCCCUACAUGGACGUCGACGCAAACAGCAAAGAGAAGAUGGGCAAAGGUGUCGAUGCAACUUACAAGAAAGCGCUGGAGGAGGCGGCCGUGCGAUUUCGUGAGCUUCAGGCAGAAAAGGAGCUUCGGCAGCUUCAGGAGGACAGAAAGAACGACAGGAAGCCGCCGCCGUACAAACACAUCAAGGUGAAUCGUCCGAUUGGGAAGGUCCAGAUCCUGACUGCUGACCUGUCAGAAAUCCCGCGUUGCAACUGCAAGGCGACAGACGAGAGUCCGUGUGGGAACGACUCUGAGUGCAUCAACCGCAUGCUGCUGUACGAGUGCCACCCUCAGGUGUGUCCGGCCGGGGAGCGCUGCCUGAACCAGGCCUUCACCAAGCGGCAGUACAGCCAGGUGCAGAUCUUCCGGACGCUGUCUCGCGGCUGGGGCCUUCGCUGCAUCCACGACAUCAAGAAGGGUCAGUUUGUGACCGAAUACGUCGGGGAGGUGAUCGGCGAAGACGAGUGCAGGUCGAGGAUCAGACACGCCCAGGAGAACGACAUCUGCAACUUCUACAUGUUGACUCUAGACAAGGACAGAAUCAUCGACGCCGGGCCGAAGGGCAACGAGGCUCGCUUCAUGAACCACAGCUGCCAGCCCAACUGCGAGACGCAGAAGUGGACGGUCGGCGGAGACACGCGGGUGGGACUGUUCGCUCUGGUGGACAUCGCUGCAGGCACAGAGCUCACCUUCAACUACAACCUGGAGUGUCUGGGCAACGGAAAGACGGUUUGUAAAUGCGGCUCGGCAAACUGCAGCGGCUUCCUGGGCGUGAGGCCAAAGAACAACCCUCCGUCCGACGACAAGGGCCGCAAGCUGAGGAGGCGGGGCCACGGCAGGAAGAAGAAGAAGGCGCUGCCGACCAAAGAGAGGGAAGACGAAUGCUUCAGCUGCGGAGACGGAGGACAGAUGGUCUCCUGCAAGAAGCCAGGAUGUCCCAAAGUCUACCAUGCAGACUGCCUGAACCUCACCAAGAGGCCAGCAGGUCGUUGGGAGUGUCCUUGGCAUCAGUGUGACGUCUGUGGGAAGGAGGCGGCGUCGUUCUGCGAGAUGUGUCCCAGCUCCUACUGCCCUCAGCACCGCGACGGUCUGCUCUUCAUCUCCAAGCUGGACGGGAAGCUCUGCUGCAGCGAACACGACCCCUGUGGGCCGGAGCCGCUGGAGCCGGGGGAGAUCCGGGAGUACCGGCCCGACCCGGGGGCCCUGACCUCUGGGGCCCUGACCUCUGGGGCCCUGACCUCUGGGCUGACCUCUGGGCUGGGCAUGGCUGUCAUCCCGCGUGCCGUCUCAGCCGGCUCGGUGGGCGGGAACGUGAAGGAGGCCGGCGGUGGCGGCGGCGGUGGCGGCGGCGGCGGCGGUCCGGAGGCGUUCUCUCCGUUCUCCAUCCCAGUGCCCAUCACCAUCCCGGUUGCCAGCGGCAACGCCUCGCCACCUCCCAGCAGCCCACACAGAUUGGACCUGCCGCACUAUUCACCCAUCUCAUCAUACGAAGAGGAGCGCGACGUCCUGGAGGAGGAGCUGGCCGAGGAAGAGGAAGAAGUGAUGAGGAAUAAGUGGGACUCCCAGGUGGAAGAUGAUGAAGAUGAGGGACUGGAAUACCUGGAGCUCAAAGAUGAAGACGACGAUUGAUACGCAGAGUUAUUUUUAACUGCACUGCAAAAACACAAAAUCAGGAUUUUUAUGAGUUGAGUUGAAAUAAAUCAAAUCCAGUUUCAUCUGUAAAGCAGCUGAAAGGCGUCUCAAAGAGCUUCACGUCAUAAAAACACAAAGUCAUGCAGCAUAGAAUCAACAAGCCAACAUCACAUCAAGUCAGCCCUCAUCAAUAAAUUGAUCACAUUUCCAAUAAAACCAACCAGCUGCUUUCAGUCUGGACUUAAAGGAUCUCAGGGUUUCGGCUGUUUAGCCGUUUUCUGGAAGUUUGUUCCAGAUUUGUGGUGCAUAGAAGCUGAAUGCUUCUCCUCGUUUGGUUCUGGUUCUGAUGCAGAGCAGAACCAGAACCAGAACCAGAACCUGAUGGUCUGGGAGGUUGAUCCAGCAGCAGAUCUUUAAUGUGUUGCUGAGCCGCUCAGUGAUUCAUAAACUAACAGUUUUAAAGUCUCUGAGCUGCAGGGAGCCAAUGAGGAUCUGUAGAACCAACCGGGUCCAUGUGCUCCAUCCUCCUGGUUCUGGUUCUGGUUCUGGUUCUGGUUCUGGUCCAGCAGCAGCAGCUGCAGGAUUGAUGUGUUGGACAGACGCUGCUGCAGGAAUCGAUGCCAAUGAGGAGAAACGGAGCGAGAGGCUCUGAGACAUCAGACCUCUCGACGCUCUGCAGGGGACAGAGGCCUCUUUGUGAGGGUCAGAGGUCAGAGGUCAUCACUACUCCCAGGUUUCAGGCUGAUCGCCGGUUUUAGUUGGAAUAACUGAGGCUGUGCAUUGACUGUAGAUCUCCAGCUCUAGAUCUAUAGCUCUAGAUUGUUCCUCUAGAGGUCCAAUAGUAAUGACUUCAGAUCUGUCUCAGAGUCGAUUCAGUGACUGGGCGGGGUCAAAGGUCACCUGCUGUCCAGCUGUAUCAUCAGCCUUGUCAGCUUUUCUGAUGAACGGGAGGUCAGAGGUCAGAGGUCGGCCUGUAACUGCAGCAGUGAUUUGGUUUGAAAACUAACUUGGAAAUAAGGAGCUGUGAUUAUCAAUAUAUAUCAAUAUGUAUUGAUAUAUAUUGGUAAUUUAUGAAUAUUGAUAAACACAGCAGAUUAUUAUUAUUAUUAUUAUUAUUAUUGUUUAUUUCAUGAAAAUGUUUUUCAUAAGGGAACUACAACUAUGGGUUGCUAGGCAAACGGGCCGGGCCUGGCUGGUGUUGCUAGGUAACGGUGUGUGGAAAUAUUAAGGAAUUAUUUUAUUCUAAAUAAUUCAUUAUUUUAUUCUAAAUAU
Molecule: messenger RNA, 9930 nt
Organism: Poeciliopsis prolifica (blackstripe livebearer)
Lineage: Eukaryota; Metazoa; Chordata; Actinopteri; Cyprinodontiformes; Poeciliidae
Product: histone-lysine N-methyltransferase, H3 lysine-36 specific-like
Biological process (GO): regulation of DNA-templated transcription
Cellular component (GO): chromatin; nucleus
Molecular function (GO): histone H3K36 methyltransferase activity; protein binding
Source: RefSeq, a predicted model, not a curated record